Messenger RNA from Drosophila navojoa, 1311 nucleotides. RefSeq names its product SREBP regulating gene protein. NCBI's taxonomy places the organism in Eukaryota, Metazoa, Arthropoda, Insecta, Diptera, Drosophilidae. The record is from RefSeq and is a predicted model, not a curated record. Gene Ontology annotation, biological process: positive regulation of SREBP signaling pathway.
CAGCUGUUCGGCCCAAAACAAAUGCAAAUAAAUAUUUCGCCAACUAUAUUGUUAGAAGUUCGAAAAUCAAAUGCAUACACAGCGUUCAAGCAAUUGGCACGCUGAGUUACAGCAGCAGCAGAAACAGCAUCGCUUCCAGCUUUGACGAAACUAACUGAGAGCACCGCUGGCAAUGAUGCCGAUGCCCAUGUCCGCAUACGCAUACGAUGUGGCCAGCCGCACUCACACGAUUGUUACGACGGCGCAUUAUUUAUAUAAUUCUAGUACUGCUGGCCAUUCUUUACAUAUUCGGCAACCUCUUUGAUCAGGAGGGAGCCUUCAGUGCGCUUCAUUACGAUGAAUAUAAGCCACAACGGACACGCCCGCUAUUAUGGAAGCAGCAAUUGUUGCCGCCCGAAGAACAUCUCAAUCGCACCAAGGAUCCCGACUUACGUUGCCGCAAUUCGGUGCAAGGACGGCAGCUGCUGGCCGAUGAACGAGGAUUCGUAUGCCUACGGGAACAGAUGCUGGUCAAUGGCUGCUGCAAUGUUGAGUUGGCCGGGAUUAGCUACUAUAGCUGCUACAGUUGCAAUACCACAUCACACUGUUGCGGCAUCUAUGAAUACUGUGUCUCCUGUUGCCUCCAUCCGAACAAGCGAUCUCUGCUGGAGCAAGUGCUCCAGGCGCACGACACACAGAAAUAUAUCUACGCCAGUGUUGUGGACCACUUUGAGCUGUGCCUGGUCAAGUGUCGCACCAACUCACAUUCUGUCGAGCACGAGAACAAGUACCGCAAUGAGGCGGCCAAAUACUGCUAUGGCACCACUGAAGCGCACGAGUCGCAGCGCGAGGUUGCUCCCCGGGGUGGCCAGGGUUAGCCACUGCCUGGCUCUCAAAGAUCGUGCGAAAUCUUUGCGUAAUGUCUGAGUGUUGUUCAGCAGAGUAAUCUUGCAUUCAUUUGUAAAUUGCAUGGACAGUCUCUCCUUGAUUGUCCAAAUUAAAUGUAUAUAGGUCACAUUGAUUACACUGAUUAAGUGGCACUGCGACAAAUAGUUUUUAGUUGAACUCGCCAUGAUAGGAGCAAUGCCCAGGAAUGUUGAGGCAUUUGCACAUCUUUUGCGAUAAAUGCUCGAUUUUUCGUUCUGUCUCAGGUCAAUGACAUAUUUGUUUAUAACUUUAGUUAAUUGCCAAGUAAAUGGAGUCCCUUCAUUCUGGGAAUAUUGAACAAAUCUCUAGAAUUUAUAUAGCAUAUAGUUACCAUAGCAAGGUGUUAAGAUAGUUUAAGCCUUUUAAUACGGUACACAUAUUAGACAUUUAUCAUUCAGAUAUAGU